Messenger RNA from Peniophora sp. CBMAI 1063, 2505 nucleotides. NCBI's taxonomy places the organism in Eukaryota, Fungi, Basidiomycota, Agaricomycetes, Russulales, Peniophoraceae. The record is from the annotation of a GenBank genome assembly.
AUGUCGUCCGAGGAGCACGUCGAGGAUCACCAAGGAGUAGACGGCGAUGGGGCACUGUCUGGGCCCGAGCCGCACCCGUACGUCCACGAGCCGGUGCUGUACAUCAGUGCGGUGCCGCCGUUCGUGACAGACGAGAAGCUAGCAGUGGCCUUCGCACCCUGCGCGCCCUUCCGGCCGCAGAUCGCGCGCGACGGCCCCGGCCCGUUCAGCGGGACGAUCGAAUUCAAGUUUGUGGAAAAGGCAGAGAAGGCGCUCGCCAUCCUCGCAGGCAGGCCGAUCCCGGGCAUCGCGCCCCUCGUCACCCUCGUCCUCUCUCCAUACCCGCACACGAACCCUCCCACGCCUCUCCCUCCCCCAAGCGCAACCGCACGCCUCGUCAAGCAUCUCCCGCAGACGUACACGGACAGUCAACUUUACGAUUUGUUCCGGCCCUACGGCGCGCUCGCAUCAGUCAAAGUCCAGGCCGGGCUCGGAAAGGAUAUUGGAUCAGUUGAAUUCUGGCGCGAAGAAGACGCACGUCAGGCGGAGGACGCGCUUCACUGCGCCGACGUAGAAGGAAACACGAUUUCCGUCCAGGUCUACCAGCCUCAGCGCAGGGGCCCGUCCCAGCCGUUCUCCGCCCAGGCGCCGCCGUUUGUUCCCCAGGGCCACCAGGUACCCUACCCGCACCGCUCGCCUACGAGUCCGCGCUCACCAACAAAUCCGCUUUGGAAUGGUUAUGCUCCCCCUCCCCGUGCCGGUCCCUUCCAGCGCACGCCCUCUGGACCGCAACCCUUUAUCCACGGCCCCGGCCAACAGGUGCAGCUUGCACCCAUGCACGGCCCCGGCUCGAACUCGCAUUCGGGCCUCAUUGACCCUUGCAAUCUCUUCUGCAAAAACCUUGAUCCUUCGAUCGACUCGAACGGUUUGUUUAGCCAUUUCCGUCAGUUCGGGCAGAUUGUCAGCGCUCGUGUGAUGCGCAACGAGAAUGGCGAAUCGCGUGGCUUUGGCUUUGUCUCGUACCAGACGCCUGAACAAGCCAUGGCCGCAAUGCAAGCCAUGAACGGUGCAGUCCUUGGUCAGAAGCAGCUCGUCGUCCGUCUGCAUGAGCCCAAGCAACUUCGCCAGGAGAAGCUGGCCGCUCGCUUUGGUUCCGGCACUGGGAACGGUCACCCCAGGUCGGCAUCGGGUGCCACCAGCCCAACGCCGUCCGAGGGGGGCGAGAGCAUGGCGUGGCCUUCGCCAUCAGUACGCUCCAUCUCGCUGGGUUCGCCUCACGCGCACAACGAGCGUCUCGCCGACCGUCCUCGUCGUGGUUCAGGCAGUUAUUACAAUGCCGCACUGUCGGGCACGCUGAACAUCCCGAUGCGUUAUGACGAUCUCGCAGCACUGACACCUGUCAUGCGCAAGGAAAUCCUUUCCGGCGAGCUCCAACGUCGCAUCAGCUCGCUCAACGUCGUACCCGCGGCGGAGAUCGACAACUACGUCGAGGGUGUCAUGCGCCUUUCCCUCGCCGAAAUCCUCGGUACCCUUCAGGAGCCGGGCAAACUCGACGAGCAGAUCGAGAAGAUUCGCAACGGUAGCAACCUGGCUGCACCUGCGCAACAACCGAGCGGGACCGCAUCCUCGUCCGUAUCUGGUUCAGCGCCUGCUUCGAAUGGUGGCGCCAGUCAAGAUGCGCGCUUACUUGACGCCACCGCGAGCGCUCCGGAACACCCGAGCACGCCUGUGAGCGUCUCGCCCGCGCUGUCCACGCCUCCGCGGACUGCCUCGCCUGCUCCAAGUGCGUCCCUUGCGCCCAACGCGAACGAGCGCGAGCGUAUCUUUGCCGCCGUCGCGCGUAUCGAGACGGCCCGCGCACAGGAGGUCGCGCAGCUCAUCAUGGGCUUGCCGAAACGUGAGCGCGCGAUGUGUCUUUUCAACGUGGAGGUCCUCCGGAGCAAGGUCGAGGAAGCCAAGAUGGUACUUGCUGCGGAUGAGGAUGACGAGGAGGAGCAGAAGCCUACCCAGGCGCCCGUCACGCCCGUCAAGCCUCGCGCAGUGGCGGCAGUACAGAGCCCUGCCACCCCGGAUCUCAGCAGCCGCGGCCCGAGCGCCGCUGCGAGUCCUGCGCCUGCUACGCCUUCCGCGCCGGCUUCACAGGCGGGUCAAGAUCCCGCGCCCGGUCAGACGCAUACGCUUGCGAGCCUCGCGUUGCUCCCGGCGACCGAGAUCGUUCGUCUCGCACGUGCACCGGGCGGCGCAGGUCAAGGUCUUCCCCUGCCCAAAGCGGACGCCCUCGUCGUACGCGAUACGGACGCGUGGGUCGACUCCCUGCAGAGCAUGCCCACGGCGCAACAGAAGCAGGCUGUCGGCCAGAAGCUGCAUGCAUUGCUCAAGGCGCAGGGCUUCAAGCGCGAUUCGGCCAAGAUCACGGUUGCGUUCGUCGACGCUGAGGAUGUCAGGUCGCUCGCGCAUUGCGUGGCGUGCUGGCCGGAGGUCGUGAAGGAGAAGGCGAAUCGCAUGGUCAAAGCGGGGUUGAAGUAA